CUGUUCCAGAGGAGCUGGCGCCCGCGGCAGCCUGCUGUGGUUUGCAGAGCUGAAAUGGCUGAGAGCUCUGCUGCUGUCACUGUCAGCAAUGUCAAUAAGCAUCUCUCACUUCUGCAGAGAAGCAACUUGGAUGCAUCGAGGGAUACUCUCACGUGGACGCUGAUCAACUUCCAUCCGUGAGUAGGUAAUAGGCAUAACGUUCAUUCAGCACAUGGGCCGCUGAAAGCUGGAAAUGGGGGAGGGCCGCUGACUCCAGAGGCUCUCAGAGCAUCAUGUUACAAGCUCUGCUCGACUACCUAGCUCACGAAAGCAUUUCGCUGCAAGAAAAGAGCAAGAAAAGACCCAUUUAGGUGAAGAGUACACAGCUAGCGAUAUGUCUAGUUUUUGAGGUAACGUGCGGUAAGCCUGUGAAACUCACAGUAAGGGUCCCAGGAUCCUCUAUUGCACUUCCUACGCGGAUUGGUCAAAACGACCAGCUCAACGGAGUAUGAAAAGAUCGACUUCAACUUCUGGCUGAGGAAUCAUGAAAGCAUACUCGUUGCACUUUGCGCAAAGGGCCGCGAGUCGGAAGGUGGUGCAGUACGGAUUGCUAGCGCUCCUUCUUCUCCUGGGGCUAACCAAUUUCCCCGGUAGUGGUACAAGCAUCCUUCUUGAGCCCCUUAUCUAUUUGUUCAGCUCUGCUGAGCUAGUUGUCUGCAAAAAUGUCGACACCUUUCAAGGCUCGGGCGUAACCAACUACUCGCUGUCGUACGAUCUGACCAAAGAUCUACAAGGCUGUCGGAUCAAAGUCCUGGACGUUUCGAAAGAACUAGCAAUACCCGUUGGGAUUCCUACUUGUAAUCCUAAUGAUCCAGCAGUCUGGCCUUACGGUCAAUGGGGUUGGAGCGUGGAUGGUUAUAAUCGACCGGUAGAGCACUUUCACCGGCAGCAUGCAGCAGCUUUUUACAUCACAAAAGCAAUAGCAGAGAGCAAGUACUCCAUUGAGGAUAUCGACCAAGCUGACGUCGUCAUCGUGAAUGAUUAUUGCUACUGGACCUGGUGGCAAUCGCAGGUCCGGCAAGGAGGGCCAGAAGAAUUCUUGGACUACGUUGAUACUGCUCCCUUCCUCCAGAAAGCCGCAAAGCAUGUGCUCAAUCUCCAAAAGUACAACGAAACCAAAGGCCGCGCCUUUGCAUACCUGCUCGCGGAUCCCAACAGCAGUCGCGGGGACAUCUUUGGCCCUCUAGUCUGCAGCGAGUGGCCAAACGCCAUUUUUCCAGCCGUUAUUGAGAGGGGCCAGAUCUGCGGAGGCGGGGAUCGCUCGGGGCGCUGGGACCUCAUCCUCCCUUAUGCGAGCACAAAGCGCAUACCAAAGGCGGACUACUCGCGACCGCGCAGCACCUUACUGUUCUUUCGAGCAGGCUGCAGUGACUCCGAGAUUCGCUCAGUCGGCAUGCGUAUGCGACAUGCGGCAGUGCAGACUUUUAGUACGAUAGAUGCUCCGGACGUCUCUGUCAAGUGCAAGUGCUCGCAGUGCCCGGGGCGUGACGAACAUUCUCAAAUGUUAAGCAAACUAGGGCGCAGCAAGUUUUGCUUGGUAUUGCCGGGUGAUACUCAAGCCAGCCGCCGUCUGACUGAGGUCGUUUUGAUGGGAUGCAUACCCGUCUUCAUUGGUUCCCCCUUUCACGCACUGCCCUUUGCAGAGUAUGUGGACUACAACAGCAUAGGCUACUUCUUCGAAGUCAAGCAUGCAAGCUGGAUGUACGAUCCGGUGGAUGCUUUUAAUCUAGAUUUGUGGCAGCUAGACAGAAGCGUAGCCCUUGUGGAAGUAGACUUUCUAAUAGACGUGUACACCUACCUUCGGAGUGUUAGGGACUGUGAGAUCAAGCGUAAGCAAAUUGCAUUGCAGAAGCAUAGACGGCUGUUCGUAUACACAACUUCUCUGCGAGAGAACGAGGCGCAAGCAGUAGAUGUAGUGAUCCACAAUCUGUGCACUAAGAUCAGGCCUCGUGACACCAAUAAGACAUCGCCUUCACAAUAGCAGUAGUUUUUAAACCUCUUACAAGAUUGAGAACCAGUUUCAUGAGUGGUAUUCGAUGUGUAAAGUGAUUGCGGUUCCAACUGGAGAUUGAAGAAGGGGCCUUCCGCGCAGACCGUCGCGGCUCAAAAGGAAAUUGGGG
Messenger RNA from Klebsormidium nitens, 2159 nucleotides. Lineage: Eukaryota; Viridiplantae; Streptophyta; Klebsormidiophyceae; Klebsormidiales; Klebsormidiaceae. The record is from the annotation of a GenBank genome assembly.